GAUCGGGAUACGACCGACAACAAAGUACAAGGUUAUUUUUAUUUAAUCUUGAAAUUCGCGUUUUGCUCAUAAUUCCGUCAAUAUUAUGAAUUACACAUGGCAGCGUGCUCUUGCCCACUCUAAUCGCUAAUAAAAAUUAAUUGUGAAGAAAAUGAUUUUCACAACAAUUCAUGAAUAUUCCGCAGUAAUAGUAGACUGUGCAUGAAAGCAUUGGGAUCUACUUCACCUCGCGGAGGGACUUUGCGAUGCAGACAAAUGAGGUUCUUCAGAGAUUAUGACGUUCACUAUUAUUAUUAUUUUGGCAUUAAUCUCGUGAUUUUCCGUUGAUAAGCCCGAAUUCCAUAUUUGAAUAUAAUGUCGAGAUGCAAAGGACACGAUGCUUUCAAAGCGCGUGCGUUUUUAAAACCAAUUAAUAUUAGUCACUCUGAUAGUCACCACUUCCUGGACAUACAGUGACGGUGAGGCUCAACGAUACGUGGUCAAUUAGGUGUAAACAAGAACCUGAUCACCAAAGCAUGGCGCCCAAGCAACACUGGUGUACUUAAUACUGAAAUUAUAUAUAAUAAUUACAAUAUUAUUAUAUGCAAUAUAUUAUAUAAUUAUAAUUGUAACAUUUUAUCAUCUCAAUUCCAUAAAGACGGAUGCAAUUCACCUGUAGCGGUUUGACUGCACAGCUGUAAUAAUCAUAAAAUGCCAAUUCCAAGUUCAUCCAUUACAGAUGGUAGUAAAAUAAAAGCAUAGGUAUUUAUACUUAAGAAUUAAUUGAUAAUGCGAUCGAUUUUAGUGCUUAAAUUUCCAUCAUAACGAGCGUGUGCUGGUUGUCGCUGAAUGCCAUACGCCAUCUCUUCAUCUACCCCAACGGUCUUGAUGAAUCUCUUCCAAAACAACAUGUCUCUUACCAAUGUUCUCCAUCUUUUUCUGCUGGCCUUGGCUGGAUUUGCCUCUGCCUGUGAACAAGGAGCUAACUCGGAGAAGAUAAGUGCAGUUACUAACGACGAAGUAGCCUCAAAGAUAUCGCAGGUGAAUCAUGCAAUUCAAGAGUGCAUCAAAGCAAACGAUGCAGCAUGUGUCUUGAAGUACUACCAUGAUGAUGUGCGCUUCAUGCCUGACGGACAGGCGACUGUGAUUGGGAAAAAAAAUGUCGAACCGUUUUUGGGCUGGGUCAAGGAUGAGCGGAAAUUAAAAUGGCGCUCUGAUGAGACAGGUGUCAUGGACCCCAAAGCUAACUUCGUCUUUGAACGCACACGGGAGAAGAUAUAUCUCAAAGAAGACACCUUGGUGUUAGAUGGCAAGGGCGUUAUCAUAUGGAAGAAAACUGACGAUGGGUACAAAAUAUACGUUCAAAUUUACAACUACAACACUCAGUCGCAGCAAACUCAGAAACCCUCCGGUGAUGGAGAAGGCGAAUAAGAAGCAAACAUACGUUCAUGCAUAUUGAGAAAACUAUAUCGGGUAAUAAACGUAGCAAGUAUUGAGGGACAUGUUUCAUUUUGUGCUUCUUGACAAGAGUUCAGUACUUUAAUAGUAGUCAAUCUGUCCACAGAUGUUAACUGUUAUUGGCUUAUGAAAUCCAUCUGCAAAAAUGAAUUCCAAGUCGGCACUAAAAGUAAAAUUUCCGAAAAAUUGUUGCAGCCCUCAAGAGCGUUAUCAUGUCUUUUCUUUGUAUUUACAGUAUUUAUUGCAAGAUAAUAAAUGCAUUUUUCAGUUUUUUUUUAAGUUAUAUAGGCCUUCCAUUUUUAAAUACAAUGAAGUUCUGAAACUACCAAACUGACUUAUGACAAUAGAAAAAAAAUAAUUGGAAUUGCUUUUAAAAACAGAAUGUUUGCAGUUUGUAUUUGCCUCGAUCGUUUCACAGCUUUUUUGGCAGUCUCGAAUUUUGGAGUUAGAUCUCGCCCGAGGUCAACUUAGUUAAAUGUGCCUCGGAAAAUAAAUGUCUGAAAGAAAUGUGGCACUGGAGAAACUAAAGAAAUAGAAAGUGAGGCAAAUGCUUUCCGUUCGAUAAUUUUGAAGCUGAUACCAGUCGGUCCGGGGGGUCUAGGAAUUUUUCCGGGGUGGGGGGGGGUCAGG
This is a messenger RNA of Acanthaster planci (crown-of-thorns starfish), 2067 nucleotides long. RefSeq lists its product as uncharacterized. The record is from RefSeq and is a predicted model, not a curated record. Lineage: Eukaryota; Metazoa; Echinodermata; Asteroidea; Valvatida; Acanthasteridae.